UAUUUGUGUUGAAAAAUUACGGCUACUGAUUGUGUGGUGUAAUAUCGAACGGUAUUUAGUUUUCUUGCGUUUAUCUUAAUUUAAAUAAUUAUAUUUUUGUAUGUUGGCAAAGUAGUAUUUAAUUUUCGAUUUGUUAUAGUGCAUUAUAAAAAUCCGAUACCCAUAACCAUCUAACAAUUAAUAUAUUUUACCCACAUUGCGUACUACUUCCCUAGCAUAUGUGUGGUCAGCAUUUUGGGCAAAUGAACAGUUUUCUUAAAAGUUUGAGCAUUUCAGUGCAUUUAAAAUAACGUGUUCAAAUAUGAGUGAUACUCAACAGUCGUCAGGCUCAAGAAAGUCCCCUUCCAGUAAUACAAGCGACAGUAAACUUGCUACCGAUCCGCCAAUGCUCAAUCUUGAAGAGGCGGAGGAAGAUCGCAAACAUAUGCAAAAGAUUAUAGCGGCCUUGCGUUAUUAUCAAAAAUAUUGCUAUGCGCGCGUGAACAAGACUGAAAGCUACCUCAAUAGUCUUCCCAAACGUCAUCAGGACAUGUUGGUUAAAUAUCGCAAUCAUUUGCGUGUGAUAAGAGACUGCAUUGAUGAAAAUCAAAAGGUUAUUAAGAAAAUGCUGCGUGACAAUGUUGGAUUUAUGGAUAUGGGCGGAUCCGAAUAUUUGGCACAACAAGACAGUGAUGGUCAUACUACAAAAAUAAGGCACCAAGAUAUGGAACAUGCAACAGAGCAAGCUGAUGUUGAACCUUUUAAAAUUUUAAAGGCCCAAUCGACAUUAAAGUUAAUUGCGCGCGAUUGGAGUGCAGCCUGCGCAGAGGAACGUGAGCAGUCAUACAAACCAAUCAUCGACGCCGUUGAGGAAUUCUUUAAGCCUGGCGAAUUCGCACUCAAUGAGGUAAAAAUUCUUGUGCCUGGCGCCGGACUCGGUCGUCUCACCUACGAGCUUGCUUGCCGUGGCUAUGAAUGCGAGGGCAAUGAAUUUUCAUAUUUCAUGUUAAUUGCCUCAUACUUUGUCUUGAAUCUUUGCACUGAGGAAAAUAAAUAUACACUUUACCCCUGGGUGCAUCAAUAUGUAAAUAAUUUGCGCAUGGCCGACCAGGUAGCGCCAAUACGCUUUCCUGAUAUUUGUCCGGCAAAGAAUCCACCAAAGGGAAAUAUAAUGAUAGCGGCGGGCGAUUUCUUGGAGGUCUACAAAACGCCAAACUGCUAUGAUUGUGUCGCAACGUGCUUCUUUAUUGACUGUGGCAAUAAUAUUGUGGACUUCAUUGAAGCUAUUUUUAGAAUAUUAAAACCCGGCGGUAUUUGGGUAAAUUUAGGUCCACUACUCUACCACUUCAGCGAUAUACAAGGAGAAAAUAGUAUUGAACCGACUUUCGAGAACCUGGAGUUAAUCAUAAAAAUGGUUGGUUUUGAGUUUCUGCGUUCCCAGACUGGUAUGCGCACCAAGUACGCACAGAAUCCACAGUCUAUGCUAAAAAGUGAAUACGAAAGCUUGUUUUGGAUUUGUCGAAAGCCCGAAAAUGCGCGUGACAAUACAGAUGAUUUGUCGCAACGCGACGAUGAGGUAGAGGAGUCCGGCGGUAGCAGCACUAGCAACACAAAUAAUCACUAUGUUGAUAUAUUCAGCAAUGGCUAUAAGAAUGCCUACCAACAUCAAUAGUACUAACAGUCUCUUAAGUAACAGAGACAACAAAUUGUGCAGGGUACUAGCUUGCCUAAAAUUUUUAGUUAUUAGUUAUUUUGCAAUUAUAGGAUUUCUGUUUAAACAGACUAUAAA
Messenger RNA from Bactrocera latifrons, 1768 nucleotides. RefSeq names its product carnosine N-methyltransferase. Gene Ontology annotation, molecular function: S-adenosylmethionine-dependent methyltransferase activity. The record is from RefSeq and is a predicted model, not a curated record. The transcript has 7 exons. Bases 302 to 1651 code for a protein of 449 amino acids. NCBI's taxonomy places the organism in Eukaryota, Metazoa, Arthropoda, Insecta, Diptera, Tephritidae.